GCUGCCAUAGCUGCUGUCCCGUGUCCCCGCACUGGGACCCACCGCAUCGCCUGCCCCGGGAGCGCCGGGGGGACACCGGAGGGGCCCGGGCUGAGGGCAGGAGCCCCCGGCCGCCGCCAGGGUCCGGCCUGCCCGGGACGGCGCUGAGCACCACAUGAGUGUGGGAGCAGCAUGGCCAGCGACGCGAGGAUGGGGGAGCCCCCGGCGCGGUGGAGAAGAGCUCCGGAGGCCGCGCAGGACUCCCGGGGGAUGGAGAGCAGCGCGAUGCUUUUAUCCCGAAACGCCGCCGCCGAGCUGGGACUCCAGGGCUACCCGGAGCCCGCCAAGCUGAGCUACGGCGUGGAGAAAGGAUGUCCCUGGAGAGGCUCCGAGGGAUAUUUGGGACCCGUCCGGGAGCUCUCCGGUGGCCGCCUGGGCUGCCCGUACCCAGCGGCGCCUCCGUGCCUGCGGGACUCCCUGUGCCGCCCCAAGGACGGAGCCGAGCUGCCCCCGCUGCCGCCCCCUCGGAACGGGCAGCCCAAGGCGGGCUGGGGGGAGCCGUGCAAGGAGCGGCCGCGCUGGGCCGAGGCCGUGCUGGCCCCGCUGGCCCUGUACAGCCACGCGUACCACGGGUACCCUCUGCCCCCGCCGGGGCCGGGCACCGCCGGCAAGCCCCGCACCGCGGCGGGGGACGCGGCCGGAGAGCCGCCGGCUUUCCGCCACUGCCCGUUCCUGGUGGAGGCCAAGCACAGCCCCUUCCUGCUGUCCUCGCUGCUGCCCGCCGGGCCCCCGGCCGAGCCCCCGUUCGAGGGGCCGGGGGGUGACGGGCGGUUCGGCGCUGUGGACUGGCGGCUCGGCCCCUACGCACCCGCUUGGGGACAGCCCCUCUACCUGGGGGUUCCCCCGCGGUGCAAGGCGGCUCUGAGUCCCUUCGAUGACUGCUCCGGCUCAGGGAACAAGGAGUUUUACGCCAAGAAAGAAGCCGCGUUCCACCCCUCGAGCAAGAACCACGCGGGCUCGCAGCUGCUGGGCAAGAGCCAAGCAGGGCACGACAGAGACGGGGAGGGGGAGCCGGCGGUGCCGGAGCUGCCGAGAGCCCCGUGGAGGGACGGCCGGGCGGGGGGCAGCUCGGCGGUGCCCGCUCCCCAUCCCCGCACGCCUCCCUCCGGCGCCAGCCACCCCCUCUUCCUCCUGCAGCCCGGCUCGGGGGGCUGCGGGGGGCCCUGGGUGGGCUCACGGCGCCACGGCGCCGAUUUCUCCAUGGACACGGGGCCGGGCCGGCCCUCGGAGCCCAAAGAUGAGCGCCCGGGCUACCAAAGCGCCCGGCCCGGCUCGCCCCGGGGAUGCGCGGAGCCCAACCCCUCGGACGGGCACUACCCGGCGGCUCUCGCCAAGCCCGAGCCGCCCCCGGCCUGUCUGUGCCCCAGCCCGGGCUGCGAUGGGUGCCCGGGGGUGGGCUGCGGGGUGCCCACCGCCUUCGAGCCCACCCUGGGCACGGCCGGGGGGCGUUUCCCGUGCCCCCCCAGCAACCACACCAAGCUGAAGAAGACGUGGCUGACGCGGCACUCGGAGCAGUCGCUGCCUCCUCGCUCCAAAGCUCCCCGGCGGGACGGGGGUCCCGAGCCCCCCGGGGAGGGCAAGCGCUCGGCCAAGCGCCCCCACGGCCCCGCCGAGGGUCCCCGCGCCGCCGGCGAGGGCGCCGGGGCGGCCAAGAGGGGCACCAAGGCCACGGCGUGCCCGGGGAACGGCGCGGAGAGCGCGGGGGACCCCGAGGAGAGGAGGAUGGAGCUGGGAGACGGAGAGCUGCCGAGGCGUGCGGAGGAGCGGCGGUGCCUGCAGAGCCUGCCCUGCACGGCGCUGCCCCCCGGCAUCCCCCGCUGCUGCGCCUGCGGCCCCCGCGCCGGGGGGGACCCCGAGGGCCGGGAGGACGAGGAGGAGCCCCCCGAGAGCACCUGCAGGCUGAUGCACUUCCGCAGGUUCUCCCUGGGUGACAACGGCGAGCUGAGCGUCGAUGGCCUCUGCACCCUGGGGGAGGCCGAGGGGGAAGCGGCCGGCCCCGAGCCGGGGGGCAGGGACGUGUGGGGCAGGAAUUUGGGGAGCAGGAACGUGGGGAGCAGCCUCUGCCUGGCCAAGUACCUGCUGGGGGUCCUGGGGGACCCCUUCUGCGCCGCCGUCCGCAGGGACAGGGACACAUGGCCGGGAGCCCCCGGCGGGCCCGAGGGGGUGACGGGCUGGAGGCGGGGGGAAGGAGCGCCCCGGCUCUGUGACUGCUGCCAGCGUGGCUUCUUCAACUCCCACUGGAGCUGCGCCAGAUGUGGCUUCCAGCUGUGCCCCGACUGCCACCGCAGCAGGCGGGAGGACAGCGGCCCUGAGGGUCCUGUGCCAGCACCUGAGUGCACCCCCGGGCGGGACCACCCCGUGUCAUCGCUGGUCCCCACGCAGUUCGUCCCCACCUGUGUCCUGACCCGGCUCUGGAAGCUCCUGCACGAGGUCAGGGUGAAGUUUGGCAUCGAGUCCCGCUGUCCCUGCGGGGAGGGGAGCCUGGCGGAGCCCCCGGGCAGGCAGGAGCCGCCGGGUGCCGCAGUGCCCACGGUGCCACCCCACAGCCACGGCCCAGCCCACCCCGCCCGGCCCAUCAAGGAAGCAGAGAGCCCCGAGGGGGGGCCGCCAUCCCCGGGGCGGCCCCCGGCGCGGGGGGCGGCCGUGCAGACCACCACCCUCUGCGACCUGCUGGCCUCCACGGCCGUGAAGCUGUGCCUGGGGCAGGACGGGGUGCGCAUGGCCUUCGCCCCCGUGGCACCGGCGCUGCCCAGCGAUAAUCGCCUGACCAGCAUCCUGGACAGCAUCAUCGCCCGCGUGGUGGAGAGGAAGAUCCAGGAGAGGCAGGCGGGGGCCGAGCUGAGCCCCCCCAGCUCCCCGGAGCCCCCCGCAUCCCACUGCGUCCUGGCCCCCAGCGGGCUGCUCUGGCUGCACGACCCCGGCCACGCCAGCAACUAUAAACUGUUCCAGGAGCACUGGAGGCAGGGCCAGCCCGUGCUGGUUUCAGGGCUGCAGAAGAGGCUGGAGGGGCGGCUGUGGGCGCCCGAAUCCUUCCAGCGCUCGGGGGAGGAGGAGGAGGUGGAGGCGGUGAACCUGCGGGUACCGCGGAGCCGAGUCCGGAUGAGCAGCCGGGAGUUUUGGGAUGGCUUUGCCGCCAGCACAGCGUCCCCGCAGCACGAACAGGGCAGCGGGGACCUGCUGAAGCUGGAGAGCGCCUUUGGGGACACGGAGCUGAGCCGGGCCACCAACCUGCGAGCCAGCCUGCCCCUGCCCGAGUACUGCGGGGCCAGCGGCCGCCUCAACCUGGCCACCUACCUGCGGGGCCAGCGGGGCCGGCGCUGGCUGCGCCCGCGCCUCCGUGUGGCCUACGGUGUGCGUCCGCAGGAGCGGAAUUUCGGGACCAAAAACCUGACGGUGGAGGCGGCCGACUCCAUCAGCGUCCUGGCCCACGCCGAGCCGGCACCGCGGGAGCCGCUCCUGCCGGGGGAUGUGGACGAGCUGGACGCGCCGCUGCGGGAGCGGCUCCGGGGCGGCGGCGGGCCCGGGGCUCUGUGGCACAUCUUCCGCGCCGAGGACGCGGGGCGGAUCCGGGAUUUCCUGCGGAAGGCAUCCCAGGAGCCGGGGCAGGAGGGGGCGGCCUCGGCGGAGCCCCCCGGCCGCUACCUGGACCCCGCCCUGCGGCGGCGGCUGCGGGACGAGUGCGGGGUGAGCGGCUGGAGCCUCCUGCAGCUCCCGGGGGACGCCGUGCUGGUCCCCGCCGGGGCUCCGCACCAGGUGCAGAGCCUCAGCGGCACCAUCAGCGUGGAGCAGCAGUUCCUGUCCCCGGAAAGCGCCGUCCGCCUCCGGGACCUCGGCCCCGACCCCGCCGGGACCCCGCGGCAGCUCCGCGCCCAGCUGGACGGGAUGAUCUUCGCCGCCGUGCGGGAGGCCCUGGCGGUCCUGCGGGGCUGCAAGUGAGGCCAGGGCGCCGCGGGAGGACACCGGGAGCCCCGGUCACGGCCACGGCCACGGCCGGGACAGCGCAGGGAGCCGGGACCCGGCACCCUCUGCUCGGGGCUUUGUUCCGGGAGCUCCCGGGGGCGCUCGGGGCAGGAGCAAUAAAGUGUCCAGAGCAUGCCGGGGCCGCUGGCAGCACCAGCACCCACCUCGGUGUCUCCCUUUGUCACAGCGAGGUCCGGGGUGUGUCCCUUCACCCCUUCUCCAUCCCUUUGGGGUCAGGGGUGGUCUCCCUUCAUUCCCUUUCCAUCCUCUCUGGACCGAGGAUGCUCCAGCGUCACCAGCACCACCCCCCUUCCAUCCCAUCGGGGUCGGGGAUGCUCCGGUGUCCCGGGAUGGGGUGGCAGAGCCGGGGGGUGGCAGCGUGGCACGGCCCCCGCGCCACCCGUGGGAUGAGCUGUGCCCGGGCUCAGCCCCCCAG
Messenger RNA from Prinia subflava (tawny-flanked prinia), 4435 nucleotides. RefSeq names its product HR lysine demethylase and nuclear receptor corepressor (gene HR). The coding region runs from base 172 to 3975 and encodes 1267 amino acids. Lineage: Eukaryota; Metazoa; Chordata; Aves; Passeriformes; Cisticolidae. Gene Ontology annotation, biological process: regulation of transcription by RNA polymerase II. The transcript has 19 exons. The record is from RefSeq and is a predicted model, not a curated record. Gene Ontology annotation, molecular function: histone H3K9 demethylase activity; chromatin DNA binding; transcription coregulator activity. Gene Ontology annotation, cellular component: histone deacetylase complex; chromatin.